Ixodes scapularis (black-legged tick) is the source of this 349-nucleotide messenger RNA. RefSeq lists its product as uncharacterized. The transcript is spliced from 2 exons. NCBI's taxonomy places the organism in Eukaryota, Metazoa, Arthropoda, Arachnida, Ixodida, Ixodidae. Bases 43 to 318 code for a protein of 91 amino acids. The record is from RefSeq and is a predicted model, not a curated record.
ACAAAAAUUGUUGUUAUACAGUACGGGCGCAGUAUCGCAUCAAUGAUGACUAGUGCAAAGUGGUGGGCCUUCCAGUCCGAUCAAGUCUUCGUGUUGCUGGCUGCGACAGCGGCGGUAUGUUUCUGCGUGCUGGUGCUGUGGAAGGUGGGCGUGCUGGUUCACUCUGCCGCCAGGGGGCGCCGACUGCCCCCGCCCCAGCUGGGCUACGUCCGGCUGGCCAGCACCAGCGCCGACAUGAGCUGCGUGGACCUGCAGUGCACGAGCAUGGAGAGCGACAAGCGACACUACCGGUUACUUGAGGCCGCCCAGACCAUCUAACAACACAUGUCUCUCUUUUCCUCAAUCAUAC